GAUGAAAUCAUUGGCUGUGGAAGUGGGACCUGAGUGGCACCUGGCCUUUGAAGGUAGCUACUUGUACCCUAACCCGAGUUCUCUUGCUGACAGAAGGUUCGAGGGACUUUUUUUGCCACAUGUGUACAUUUUCAGAACAAGCUGUUUAAUUGGCUGUCAAUAAUGGGAAGAACCUACAUUGUAGAAGAGACUGUUGGUCAGUAUCUUUCAAGUAUUAGCCUCCAGGGAAAACCUUUUGUCUCUGGUCUUUUGAUAGGACAGUGUUCUUCACAAAAGGAUUAUGUGAUUCUUGCCACUAGAACACCACCCAAAGAAGAACAAAAUGACAACCUCAAACAUCCGAGAGCUAAGUUGGAUAAUUUGGAUGAAGAAUGGGCCACAGAACAUGCCAGCCAGGUGUCCAGAAUGCUCCCUGGAGGACUUGUGGUUCUUGGAAUAUUUAUUAUCACAACUUUAGAACUAGCAGAUGACUUUCAAAAUGCCCUGCGCAGACUAGUAUUUUCUAUGGAAAAAUCUAUGAGUAGAAAAAGACUAUGGAAUGUCACAGAGGACGAGGUCUCAGAACGAGUGACACUUCACAUUUGCUCUUCUACAAAGAAAAUAUCUUGUCGAACUUAUGAUGUUCAUGAUCCAAAGAGUUCGUCAAGACCUGCAGAUUGGAAGUAUCAGAGUCGAGUGUCUGCCUCAUGGCUGUCUUUAGAUUGUACUGUUCACGUUAACAUUCACAUCCCACUGUCGGCUACUUCUGUCAGUUACAGUCUGGAAAAAAACACAAAGAGUGGACUUACACGCUGGGCCAAGCAAAUAGAAAAUGCUGUUUAUCUGAUUAAUGGACAAGUUAAAGGCAACGAUUGUGACCUAUUAGAAGGACAGAAAAAAAGUAGAGGAAAUACGCAAGCAACUGCUCAUUCUUUUGAUGUCCGAGUGCUAACACAGUUGCUCCUGAAUCCAGACCACAGAUCCACAGCCACAGUCCAGAUCUGCAGUGGGUCUGUAAACCUCCGGGGAAAUGUGAAGUGCAGAGCUUAUAUCCAUAGCAACAGACCCAAGGUUAAAGAUGCUGUGCAGGCAGUGAAGAGAGAUAUUUUGAACACAGUUGCUGAUCGCUGUGAAAUACUAUUUGAGGACCUGCUUUUGAAUGAAACUCCAGAAAAAAAAAAUUAUGAGCUUCCUCAGCGAGUUUUUGUUCCCCUUCCUGGAUCAACGGUAAUGCUAUGUGAUUAUAAAUUUGGCGAUGAAUCAGCUGAAGAAAUCAGAGACCAUUUUUCAGAGAUGUUAGAUCAUGAGAUUCAAAUAGAAGACUUGGAAAUUGCAGAGGAAGUAAACACAGCUUGUAUGACUUCCUCUGUGAAUAGUGAGGCUUCACUGACCCACACAAGUGAUGACCAACCUGAACAACCAAAAAAAACCAUAGGAGUGAAAAUUCAGCAAAACAUAGGUGUGAUCAUAGCACUAGCAGUUGCAAUGCUUGCUGCGGGCAUCUCCUUCCAUUACUUCAGUGAUUAGGGGGAGGCCCAAAGAGCUUCCUGAUCAUCCAGAAAUCACUGAUCAACAGCUACAAAAAUAAAGACGUCAAUGGUUACCUGCACUGAACCUAGCAACGAGCUCUGCUACGAUGAUGUCUGUUAGAUGAGUUUCUGACUUACAUGAAAUCACCAGCUGCCUUGCUUAGCCCUGCUUUUAUUGUCUGGUCCAGGUUUCCAAAAGUAAACUGUGCAUCUAAAUGGAGUUGCAUGUAACAGAUCACUAUUAUGUGUUUUCAGAAAGGUCAAAAUGUGAGCUAUUGUUUAGUGCUAUUGAGCCAGAUCACACAUUGAUCAGAAUAUUGAAACUUUAAGCAGUCAGUAGCAACCAUAGCACAUGUAUCAUCAGGAAUUAUCUUCAUCCUAAAGGACUUUUCUAAUAUGCAUCCAGCUGCAGUACUUUAUGGACAUUGUUUAAAUUGGAGGCCAUGAAUACUGUUUUAAGUAUACACAUGGACUGGUUUUUUGGAUGGCAGAUGCCAGUAGCAGCACUACAGUAUGUGUUUGCCUCAAACCAGAAACAAACAGAAAUGUAAAUCUGAGAUGCUAUUGUAUUUAGAGCAGUUAAUAUUUAGCAGCUUUCCCAUGUAGUUCUGUGAAGCUCCUGGCAGAAAUAAGCUAGAAACAUUCCUAACUUAGGCCCAAGACUCCCAUAAGUUAUGAUCAAGCAAUAUUGUUUCCUGAUUAUGUAUCAUGAGUAGAAGAUGCAGUGAGAUGGGGAGAAAUAAACUAUAGGAAAAAAAACCCCAAAAAGCACUGAAGUCAUUUCCUAAGGUUUACAUCAACAAUGUAGAGAGUAACAGGCAGAGCCAUAGUGUGAGUAAAAGCCAAGUAGUGCUUCUUGGAAUGAGGAGGAGAGGAACCUGCAGGCUGUUGGGUGGGAGUAGACUCGGCUGAGAGCUCAGAGAAGUGGAAGGUGGAGCAGCAGGACUGGGAGGAGGGAGGAGAGACAAGGUCUAGGAGAACCAGGAGGGAGAAUGGAAGAGAGGCACCACUUAGACAACAGGUUUCUGCACACACAUUAUCAAACAGACUUAUAAUUGAAGAAGCAAACAAACAGAUCCACAAGUGAACCACAAGUAUGAAACAAGGUUCCUAAAAAGCCAAAGGGGCUAUAAAGAUGCUAGCUAAGGCAAGUCAGUCAGUCACAGUAGACCCCCAGUAGCAACAGUGUACCCAAGAAGGUAAAAUCCCUUCAUAAUUGUGAGGGGAACUGUGAGAAUUGGUGCCAAGUGAAACUCAGAAACAAACCUUCAUUACAGAAACUGAAAAUGGAUGGUCCUUGAUGAGAAAAAUUACUCAAGAAGCAAGAUUUGAAAUUAAAGUGUUAAUGAAGAGACAAAACGAUCAAUAUUGUAAAUUUAAAGUGUUAUUUGUAUAAGACAAUCAUAAUGAAGUAUUUAAAGAAAUUGUAAUGGAAAUUGUAGACAAAUGUAACACCAAAUAAAUAUUGUUAUGCAACAUUAA
Messenger RNA from Grammomys surdaster, 2990 nucleotides. It is a transcript of the gene Odr4, whose product is annotated as odr-4 GPCR localization factor homolog. Bases 163 to 1506 code for a protein of 447 amino acids. The record is from RefSeq and is a predicted model, not a curated record. Gene Ontology annotation, cellular component: endomembrane system. The transcript is spliced from 14 exons. Gene Ontology annotation, biological process: intracellular protein localization. Lineage: Eukaryota; Metazoa; Chordata; Mammalia; Rodentia; Muridae.